CCGCCAUGAAGUGGAUGUUCAAGGAGGACCACUCGCUGGAACACCGAUGUGUAGAGUCUGCCAAAAUCCGAGCCAAAUAUCCCGACCGGGUCCCGGUGAUUGUGGAAAAAGUCUCAGGCUCUCAGAUUGUUGACAUUGACAAGCGGAAGUACCUGGUUCCAUCUGACAUCACUGUGGCCCAGUUCAUGUGGAUCAUCAGGAAACGGAUCCAGCUACCCUCAGAGAAAGCAAUCUUCCUGUUUGUGGAUAAAACAGUCCCACAGUCUAGCCUAACUAUGGGACAACUUUAUGAGAAGGAAAAAGAUGAAGAUGGAUUCUUGUACGUGGCCUACAGUGGGGAGAACACGUUUGGCUUCUGAAGGCCAGUGCCCAAAUAGGUGCAUCCUUCCUGCUAGUGUAUCUUGUAAAUAGCCGGUCACUUUGAGUUAUUACACCAGACCCUCUUCACAUAGACCCAUAGUGCAUUUGUAACUGGAUUUAUUUCUUAAUAUAUUGAAAGGUCUUGUUUUAUUAGACUGGUAAAUUAUCAGAGUUUUAUUUUCAUUUUCUUUUCUUUGUUGUGCAUUGUCCUCAUGGCUGCAAGCUCCAGGGGGCUCUGCUCCUCUGGAACUUGUAUUUAAUGAAGUUAUUUCGAUAUUGAGAUGAGGUAGUUGGGGGACUCAAGUGAAAAGGGGGAAGAUAACACAUUCUUCGGGAUUAUGUUUGAGGUGUUAGUUGGAUAAGUAUUAAAAGCAUCUAAGUUAAAUCCUUAGCAGUCAGGUCACUUGCUUCACUAGAUUAUUCCAACUGCCAAUCAUGUUGGACUGAGCUAAUCUGGUCUUUCUGAACUCUAUUGAGGUGAAUAAUUACAAUAAAAUUUCCUCUCACAAAG
Messenger RNA from Trichosurus vulpecula (common brushtail), 871 nucleotides. Its product is annotated as gamma-aminobutyric acid receptor-associated protein-like 2. The transcript has a single exon. Lineage: Eukaryota; Metazoa; Chordata; Mammalia; Diprotodontia; Phalangeridae. Gene Ontology annotation, cellular component: autophagosome; cytosol; autophagosome membrane. Bases 6 to 359 code for a protein of 117 amino acids. Gene Ontology annotation, molecular function: ubiquitin protein ligase binding. Gene Ontology annotation, biological process: autophagosome assembly; autophagy of mitochondrion; macroautophagy. The record is from RefSeq and is a predicted model, not a curated record.